AUGGCGGGAGGUGAGGCAGAGCAGGCAACCAGAUCCCAGGUACAGCCACUGGCUGCUCUGGGGUUCUCAUUGAUGCCCUUCAUUGCGCCCCCAGACCCAGAUUGGACACCCGAUGACUAUUACUACAGCUACGAGCAUUCCAGCCCAGAUGAAGCCCCCAGUGCCAUGCCGACCUCCCCUGAGAACCCCGAUUGGUACUAUGCAGAUGAUGAUCCAUGCCAGUCCAACCCCUGUGAACACGGUGGGGAUUGUAUCAUCAGAGGGGAUACCUUCCAUUGUAACUGCCCAGCCCCCUUCUCGGGAAGCCGGUGUCAGAAUGCACAGAACAAGUGCAAGGACAACCCGUGUGUCCAUGGUGAAUGCCUCAUUACCCAGAAGCCUCCUUACUACCGCUGUGCCUGCAAAUACCCCUACACAGGGCCAGACUGCUCCAGAGCGCUUCCGGCAUGCAAACCAAAUCCCUGCCAGAACGGUGGUGUCUGUUCCCGUCACAGACGGAGGUCCAGGUUUACAUGUGCCUGUCCAGACCAGUAUAGGGGGAGAUUCUGUGAAGUAGGUCCGGACGACUGUUAUGUCGGUGAUGGCUACUCUUACCGAGGUAAAGUGAGUAGGACAGUCAACCAGAACCCAUGCCUUCACUGGAACUCCCACCUCCUCUUGCAGGAGAAUUACAACAUGUUUAUGGAGGACGCUGAGACCCACGGGAUUGCAGAACACAACUUUUGCAGAAACCCAGAUGGAGACCACAAGCCCUGGUGUUUUGUUAAGGUUAACAGUGAAAAGGUGAAAUGGGAGUACUGUGAUAUCACAGUCUGCCCAGCCCCAGACGCUCCUGACCCAGAGGGAAGUCUGCUGGAGCCUGCGAUGGAGCUGCCAGGGUUUGACUCCUGCGGGAAGACAGAGACAGCUGAACGCACAGUCAAGCGUAUCUACGGGGGCCUGAAGAGUACAGCGGGCAAGCACCCAUGGCAGGUGUCCCUGCAGACCUCACUGCCGCUGACCACCUCCAUGCCCCAAGGCCACUUCUGUGGGGGUGCCCUGAUUCACCCCUGCUGGGUGCUCACUGCGGCCCACUGUACUGACAUAAGCACUAGGCACCUGAAAGUCGUGCUAGGGGACCAGGACCUGAAGAAGUCAGAAUCUCAUGAGCAGACCUUCAGGGUGGAAAGGAUAUUAAAGUACAGUCGGUAUAACGAAAAAGAUGAGAUUCCACACAACGACAUUGCUUUGCUCAAGUUAAAGCCAGUGAAUGGUCACUGUGCUCUGGAAUCCAAAUAUGUGAAGACCAUAUGUUUGCCCAAUGACCCUUUUCCCUCCGGGACUGAGUGCCACAUCUCUGGCUGGGGUGUAACAGAAACAGGGGAAGGGUCUCGCCAGCUUCUGGAUGCUAAAGUCAAGCUGAUCGCUAACCCUUUAUGCAACUCCCGCCAACUCUACGACCAUACGAUUGAUGACAGUAUGAUUUGUGCAGGAAACCUUCAGAAGCCCGGAACAGACACCUGCCAGGGUGACUCUGGGGGCCCUCUGACCUGUGAAAAGGAUGGCACUUACUUCGUCUAUGGGAUUGUGAGCUGGGGCCAGGAAUGUGGGAAGAAGCCAGGCGUCUAUACUCAAGUCACCAAGUUCCUGAAUUGGAUCAAAAAUACCAUUCACAGGGAGGCUGGCUUCUGAGGUGCUGUCUGUGGAGCCUUGAAGCCCUCUUCUACAGCACCAGACAAAAGGGGCUUCCUGGGCAGGCAAGGCUCUCCUUUCAGUUCCAGAGGACCGUGGGGCUGAAGGGCCAAUGCUCUGGACAGAGAUACUGCUGCCCAGCCUGGGUCUGAUUUCAUGAGGCCCACUCUGUCCCCCUCCCCCUGGGAACCAACAAGAAAUAUGACUCCCCUUCUGACAAAUGUACCUUCUGGAAAAGCUGAAUUCACAAAGACUAUCUUCACCAUGGAUACCUGCAAAUAUGACCCAGCACCAGAGAUGGCACCUUGACUUACUCCUCGGCCCACAACAUCAAAAUCCUGCACAGAACUUAUCCAAUCUUACCAGCAAUCAGAGAGAA
Messenger RNA from Peromyscus eremicus (cactus mouse), 2050 nucleotides. RefSeq names its product hyaluronan binding protein 2 (gene Habp2). Gene Ontology annotation, biological process: proteolysis. Bases 1 to 1671 code for a protein of 556 amino acids. Gene Ontology annotation, molecular function: serine-type endopeptidase activity; calcium ion binding. The record is from RefSeq and is a predicted model, not a curated record. Lineage: Eukaryota; Metazoa; Chordata; Mammalia; Rodentia; Cricetidae. The transcript has 13 exons.